CACUCGUAUAACUGCGGCUACUUAAUGCAAAUUUAAAAACAACUCGUCUUAGAAAUCACUGGCAGAAGUUAUCUGACAGUAUAUAUGUUUUGUUUUAAAGCAAUAAGUAUUUUUUCUCUUUAACAAUUGUUUUUAUACACUAAACAUUGUAUAAACUUAAUUUAGGGGAAAUAAGAAGCUACAUCUGUUUGAUCUGUAAUUGUGCGUAUUUUAACAUUUGGUUUUGUGAACGUGCGUUCGACAGUGUUCACCUAUUUUUAAAUGACUUUUAGUUAAAAAAAAAGUUAUACUUAAGAGGACAUACAUACAUAGAUGGAAAACUAGGCAGUGGUCUUCUUACGAAACUUUAAAUACUUAAGGAGACUGUGGAGAUUUUCAAUAACAGAAAAAUCGCAUUACAUUUUAUGUUCUUAAUUUUUUAAUAUACUCGUAUGCGAUAACGGGAUCCAUUUUAUUUUACAAGUGCAAACGCUUAUCAUUAUUAAAAGUAGCACAUGAGUCCCACUUUCGAAGCAGCUUUGGCAAAAAUGAUAUAUAUUGCUGAGGAGAAAAAAAAAUUAGGCAACGACCAAUAUAAAGCAGAAAAUUACCACGCUGCGCUAAAGCUGUACUCUGAUGCCAUUCAAUUGUGUCCUGACUUUGCUGCUUACUAUGGCAAUCGCUCCGCCUGUUACAUGAUGCUUUCCAACUAUAUAAAUGCCUUAAGCGAUGCUCGUCAAGCAGUUCGACUAGAUCCGAAGUUCGACAAAGCAUACGCACGCAUUGCUAAAUGCUGUUUAAUAAUGGGCGAUAUGAUCGGUAGCGAGCAAGCUAUUAAAAAGGUGCUUGAAUUAGACUCACAAAGCAAUGCUGUCAAAGUAGAACAACAGGGAAUGAAGCAGCUACGUCAGCUGGAAAAAACGAUACAAACAAACUACGAUUCUAAGGCAUACCGUAAUGUAGUGUACUAUUUAGACAGUGCAUUGGCUAUUGCUCCAGCUUGCCUUAGAUAUCGCCUGCUCAAAGCUGAAUGCCUUGCCUUUCUUGGUCGCUGUGAUGAGGCAGUUGACAUUGCCGUAAGUGUUAUGAAGUUAGAUAGCACUUCUGCGGAUGCCAUAUAUGUUCGCGGCUUGUGUCUUUAUUACACCGACAAUCUUGAGAAAGGUAUAUUGCAUUUUGAACGUGCACUUCAGCUUGAUCCUGAUCAUAAAAAGGCUAAAGAGAUGCGAAACAAAAGUAAAGCACUGAAAGAAAUGAAGGAAAAUGGCAACACUCUUUUUAAGUCCGGCCGUUUUCGAGAAGCCCAAACUAUAUAUACAGAGGCCCUAAAAAUUGAUGAGUUUAAUAAGGAUAUAAAUUCAAAACUAUUGUACAAUCGAGCUUUGGUAAACUCGAAAAUUGGCUCCUUGCGUGAUGCUAUCGCCGAUUGUACACGUGUUUUGGAAAUAAAUUCUCAAUAUCUGAAAGCUUUGCUUCUUCGUGCGCGUUGUUACAAUGAUCUAGAGAAAUUUGAUGAGUGUGUGAAUGACUAUGAGGCGGCAUUGCAGUUGCAGAAGACUCCCGAGAUUAAAAAAUUAUUGCGAGAUGCGAAACUUGCCUUAAAGAAGUCUAAGCGUAAAGAUUACUACAAAAUGCUUGGUAUAUCACGCAAUGCGACCGAAGAUGAAAUAAAAAAAGCAUACCGUAAAAAAGCUUUAAUUCAUCACCCUGAUCGCCAUGCUAACAGUAGUGCAGAAGAACGCAAAGAGGAAGAGUUAAAAUUCAAGGAAAUCGGUGAAGCUUAUGCGAUCUUGUCAGACCAACGAAAAAAGAUGCGAUACGACAAUGGCCAAGAUAUAGAGGAACAGGAACAAGACCUUGAUCCCUAUCAAAUGUUUCGACAUUUAUUCAAGUUUAGUGGUGAAACAGGGCCGGGAGGAUCAUCUGCAUUUGAAUUUGAAACAGGGCCGGGAGGAUCAUCUCAAUUUGAAUUUGAAACAAGGCCGGGAGGAUCAUUUGCAUUUGAAUUUUAACUGGCACGUGGCAUAAAAUUAUGAAGACUACAGACAGAAUAUGCAACACAGAAUUUAUUCUCAAUAACGCAUAAAGAAAUCAACCGCAGACGUAUUUGUGCAAACUCAAAUAUAAAAACAGAACCAAAUUGUUAAAUUAUUGUUUCUCGCUAAUUCGAAAAAAUGUGUGGAAAAUAAA
Messenger RNA from Bactrocera latifrons, 2169 nucleotides. RefSeq names its product dnaJ homolog subfamily C member 7 (gene Tpr2). The transcript is spliced from 4 exons. The record is from RefSeq and is a predicted model, not a curated record. Gene Ontology annotation, molecular function: protein binding. Lineage: Eukaryota; Metazoa; Arthropoda; Insecta; Diptera; Tephritidae. Bases 495 to 1991 code for a protein of 498 amino acids.